Molecule: messenger RNA, 2097 nt
Organism: Urocitellus parryii (Arctic ground squirrel)
Lineage: Eukaryota; Metazoa; Chordata; Mammalia; Rodentia; Sciuridae
Gene: Gabrg1
Product: gamma-aminobutyric acid type A receptor subunit gamma1
Biological process (GO): gamma-aminobutyric acid signaling pathway; chloride transport; monoatomic ion transmembrane transport
Cellular component (GO): membrane
Molecular function (GO): extracellular ligand-gated monoatomic ion channel activity; GABA-A receptor activity
Source: RefSeq, a predicted model, not a curated record
UUCCGCUGGGAGUCGCAUCCUACCUGGUUAGGAGGUGUAUUGCCAUUCCACACUCUCCCAGCUCCUACUCACUGGGCUGCUGCUGAGGUGGGAGGCAAAGUCCUGGUUCGGAGAUUGGGCAGUGUUAACAGAAAAAGAGAUCCCGAUGGGUUCUUGGAAAGCUUUUCUCUUCUCCCCUUUUCUUCUGUGGAGUCAAAGUAGAGGGGUGAGGUUGAUGUUCUUAUUAUUGACCCUGCAUUUGGGAAACUGUGUUGAUAAAGCAGAUGAUGAAGAUGAUGAAGAUUUAACAGUGAACAAAACAUGGGUCUUGGCACCAAAAAUUCAUGAAGGAGAUAUCACACAGAUUCUCAACUCAUUGCUUCAGGGCUAUGACAAUAAACUUCGUCCAGACAUAGGAGUGAGGCCCACAGUAAUAGAAACUGAUGUUUAUGUAAACAGCAUUGGACCAGUUGACCCCAUAAAUAUGGAGUACACAAUUGAUAUAAUUUUUGCCCAAACCUGGUUUGACAGCCGUUUGAAGUUCAACAGUACCAUGAAAGUGCUCAUGCUUAACAGUAAUAUGGUUGGAAAAAUUUGGAUUCCUGACACUUUUUUCAGAAAUUCAAGAAAAUCAGAUGCACACUGGAUAACAACUCCGAAUCGCCUGCUGCGGAUUUGGAAUGAUGGACGAGUUCUAUAUACUCUCAGAUUGACAAUUAAUGCAGAAUGUUACCUUCAGCUUCAUAACUUUCCUAUGGAUGAACAUUCUUGUCCACUGGAAUUUUCAAGCUAUGGAUAUCCUAAAAAUGAAAUUGAAUAUAAGUGGAAAAAACCCUCUGUGGAAGUGGCUGAUCCUAAAUACUGGAGAUUAUAUCAGUUUGCAUUUGUAGGGUUACGGAACACAACUGAAAUCUCUCACACAAUCUCUGGCGAUUAUAUUAUCAUGACAAUUUUUUUUGACCUGAGCAGACGAAUGGGAUAUUUCACUAUCCAGACCUACAUUCCAUGCAUUCUUACAGUUGUUCUUUCUUGGGUGUCUUUUUGGAUCAAUAAAGAUGCAGUACCUGCAAGAACAUCACUGGGUAUCACUACCGUUUUGACUAUGACAACCCUGAGUACAAUUGCCAGGAAGUCUUUACCUAAGGUUUCUUACGUGACUGCGAUGGAUCUCUUUGUUUCUGUGUGUUUCAUUUUUGUUUUUGCAGCCUUGAUGGAAUAUGGAACCUUGCACUAUUUUACUAGCAACAAAAAAGCAAAGACUACUAGAGACAGGAAGCUAAAAAGCAAGGCCUCGCUAUCCCCUGGUCUCCAUGCUGGAUCCACUCUGAUUCCAAUGAAUAGCAUUUCUCUGCCGCAAGGAGAAGAUGAUUAUGGGUAUCAGUGUUUGGAGGGUAAAGAUUGUGCCAGCUUCUUCUGCUGCUUUGAAGACUGCAGAACAGGAUCUUGGAGGGAAGGAAGGAUCCACAUACGCAUUGCGAAAAUUGACUCCUACUCGCGAAUAUUUUUCCCAACAGCUUUCGCACUAUUCAAUCUGGUUUACUGGGUUGGUUAUCUUUACUUAUAAAUUCCAUUCCUAAACAAAAAAUCAUAAAACAUCUGGCUAAAUCUGAUGUAAUAUGUUGUACUUCAGUAAUAAGAGUGUCAAACUUAAAAUGGGGAGAAUCCAAUGGUUAAAAUCUGAAUAGUAUUAUAACUAUUUUAAGGCCUUCAUAGGUAAAUAAAAUAACUACUUUUAAAUUCAUUUACAUAAAUUUACAGAAAACUCAUUAGUUGUCAGAUCCAGUAUGUUAAAAUAUUAUUAUAUAUAUUAUUAAUUUAUUAGUAUUAAAUCUUGUUAGGAUUUUGAAAGCUUCAUAAGUUAUGUGAUACAUAUUUUAAAGAUGAAAUAAAUUUGGUAUGUAUUUUGUUUAAAUAUAACUAUCAUUGUAUUGGGAGACUAAUGCCUAAUGUUUAAUAACUAUUUUGUCUAGAAACAUUGCUUACUUGAUUUUUUUUUCUUGAUUUUUAUUUAUCUACACUGUUUGGUAUGCAGUUUGUUAAAACAAAUUUAUAAUUUCUUUGAAUUUAUUUCCAAGAUUUUUCAUUCCCCAGAAGACACUGUUUUACUAAUUUUUUAAA